AGUUUGUCUUGUCUAGCAUUUAUCAUGGUUUGAAAUCACCACACACAUCGUGCAUCAAAUAUAUUUUGUUCUUAUGUAUGGUUGUGCACCCUAAGGUUCAGUCUUACAACCCAGUCUACUGUAGGUUUACUGAAAAACACCACUAACAGGUCACAGUCACCAAUGCCCUGCUAACCUCCAGUUUAGACUACUGUAAUGCAUUCUACAUGGGGCUGCCCUUGAAAAUGGUUCAGUAAUUGCGAUUGGUGCAAAAUGCAGCCACCAGGGUGCUGAUGGGGGCAAGGGGUCAGGUGUACGUAAUCUCAAUUUUACAACUACAUUGGGUGCAGAUUGUGCUCAAGGUGCUUAGACUUAAAGCCCUUAAUGCCUAGGGCCUAAAUAUAUCAGAGAAUACCUGCUCUUCAUGCCUUGAGAUUUGCAGACGAAGUCCUCGGAUUCCCUGCACAGUGUAAAACACAGCAGCUCAGGGAAGAGUGUGUGUUUUGUGGUGAAAUUCAUUUCCCACUAAGGUUUGGAGUCACGGUGUAUUCUUGGAUCUGGCAUACUCCUGGAGAAGCAGCCAGCGGUGGUAGCAGUGACAAGAGGUUGAUUCGGAAUACCAAGCUAUGAGCGAACCUGUGUCUCCAGUCCGCGUGGAAGUUUUGACUCAGCUUCAAGCCCAUGGCAUUGUAUCAGAAUACAUCACCUACCCUCGUGUAACCUUCUCGUCUGCCUCUCGCCUCUGUGUCCGGCACAGCCCUCCUGGGGACUCCUCCCGGCAAUCGCUGACGCUCUUGGAUCCCCGCGCAUCUCCCAAGGAGGAUCAGGCUCCACCAAACUGGACUUUGCAUCAUGUGCAAGGGGCUCUGGCUAAUCCUAGCCGUCCACUGCUUGCUGUCAGAGCGGGGCAGCUGGCCCAGGUCUACGACGUGGACCAGCGUUCCUUAAGGUACCAGUGGGAAUUUGCUCAUCCUAUAGAGUACUGGGUGUGGUUGAACGCUGACAUUCUGGCUGUAGUGACUGAGGAGGAUGUCUUCCACUGGACUGUAAAACGUUCCGGACCAAGUUGGCAGUUUAGCCGACAUGAACGUCUCUGUGGCAUGGAGGUGGUAGGAUAUCAACGGGAUGCCAGUCAUAUGUGGAUGGCUCUCUCGGCUCUAGGACUUGAGCAGAGCCAAGUUGUGGGCCUGACCCAGCUGUAUUGGCGAGGGGGCCCACUGUCUCAGGUCAUAGAAGCCCAAGCAGUAGCCUUGCCUCAGCACAGAUUUUCCAGGAAUCCAAAACCUUCAACAUCCCUCUUAGCUGCUGUGCGGAGAGGCAAGGAACAGGCUGGACAGUUUCAUGUGGUAGAGCUAGGCCCACAUCAGCCAGGGAACGCUGCCUUGCUUAGUGCCCGCGACACCUUGCCUUUCAAGGGGACUCAGCUAGGGGACUUCCCCAGUGCAGUACAGUUCCUGCCCCACUUGGGUGUGGUGGUCAUUCUUACCAAGCAUGCAUUUCUCUUCCUUGCUGACGUGGAGACGGCACAAACCAUCCAUCGCAUCCACCUGGUCUUAGAUAUCCUUUUCGCUACUGUACUUGAUGACGAGAGGCCCCACAGCCUGCUGGGAGUUUGCCGUAGUGGCAAGGUGCUGUCUAUCUCUAUCUGUCCAUACGCUCUGUGUCAAUAUAUCUCCCACCAUCCUACCAGCCUCUGCCUUUCCCAGCGGGUGCUACAACUGGUGGGCCAGAUUCCUGCUCCACGGAAAGCCAUUUCUGUGGAGUGACUUCUCCUCACCCAAAAUACUGAGAUGGAACGCUUGCAAGUGCCUCAAAACUGUUUUCAUUCCUAAGUGGAUCUUAUGGGGGCUUUGGAAAAAGGGAAAGGCAAAUUGAAAGCAUAGGAACGGGGUGAUGUCCACAGCAGUAAUGUGGACGCCUGCUGAGCUGCUGUGGAAGCAGGGAAGAAAGAAUUGAUCAUUUUUGUGGGGAAAGAUGACUCAUAACUAUGAAUGUGAUGUUUUGGGUAUAUUGGAGAUUUUUUUAUGAGGAGCAAAGAGGUUAUUAUUUAUGCUGCAGGGGGCAUUGGCAUUGACUAUAUAUGUGUCUGGUGGUGGUCUCUGCCUGCUAUAUUGUCUGGCUUCCCUUUUGAAAGGGGUGCUGAUCUUGUGGCAGCUGUGUGCCUUGUCUCCAAGGAACACUGGGUCAUUGGUGCAGCAAAGGCAAGACAUUCUAUCCAUAGCUCUGCCUUUCCCACCUUCUAGGUCAUGACCUGCUGACUUACCAUUGCUUUGGAAAAAAAUAAAAAUAAAAGGAAGCUGAGUGGCUUAUUUACAUACCUACUAGUCAUUCACACAGGGAGCCAGAAUGACAAAAUUGCCAGUGUUUCCACAACAAGGGUGCCAUUUUAAAUUAAUAUCUGUCUGGUGUGAGCAAGUUUUUGGGGGUUUUCCCGAGACGUGAAAAUACUCAGGACUUUGUGUGUACUUAUGUAUAAAUAUAGUGGGUUGUUGUUGUCUUUUAUUUUCUGGCAAUAUUUGGUCAAAGGGCAGUUCAGCAUAUGAAUAAAAUACACCUCCACCCAUCUGCAGCCAGUGUGGUGUAGUGGUUAAGAGUGGUAGUCUUGUAAUCUGGUGAACCGGGUU
This is a messenger RNA of Podarcis muralis (Common wall lizard), 2603 nucleotides long. Its product is annotated as clathrin heavy chain 2-like. Gene Ontology annotation, molecular function: structural molecule activity; clathrin light chain binding. Gene Ontology annotation, cellular component: clathrin complex; clathrin coat of trans-Golgi network vesicle; clathrin coat of coated pit. Gene Ontology annotation, biological process: receptor-mediated endocytosis; intracellular protein transport. NCBI's taxonomy places the organism in Eukaryota, Metazoa, Chordata, Lepidosauria, Squamata, Lacertidae. The record is from RefSeq and is a predicted model, not a curated record.